CUGCAGACGGACUUAGUUGUAAACAAACGCUCGCCACUUCCGGUGAUGUUCACAGGCACGGCCUCCCAGAAAAUAAGAGUGACUCCAAGCAACACCCUGAUGGUUAUGGAGAAUGAUGGACAACCUGGCAACAAAUAAGAGCAGCAUACCCUGUCAGUCAUGGGUGGGCCAGAAUGGCUGGUCAGGAACUGCAGCUCAAGGACCCCUCUUCAACCCACAGCCCAGCUCUCGGAAUCUCAGCCUGGGCUCGUCUUCUGACCAAAGAACCACUUACGAGCACCUGCAGGCGCCCAAUCAGAGCUGCAUGAGUGACAUCAGCUCCUUACCAUCCACUCAUCACUCUGCCCUGUACAAAGCUUCUCAUAUUUGCACCAAUUCAUUAUCCACCACGCUGUUUGCCAACACUGCUGUCCCAAGUUCCUCUCAUAGCAUGUCCUUUGCUCAGCAAAGCCCUCCCGCUUCAUCACUGCUGCUAACUGUAAACCAAGGAAAAAAUGCACCUGCACCGUCUCUACCCCAAACAGAUCAAGUUCCCCAGUCUUGCAGGCCCCAACAUCUACCACUUCUCGCAACCCAUGACCCUUACAAAGCGUCAUUUCAACCUACAUUAACCAAUCAUGGUUUACCAAAUGGACUUCAAGAUCUGCCCAUUAGCCUGCCGUCAUGUGGACAACGUGAGCAGCAUCAGUGGAUACCUUCAUCACACUGCAGGGGAGCUGUAAACAAGUCUGUCCCUGAUGUAGCUGCUCAUGCUAAUAAAGAGCCGUCUCAAGAAGGGAACAUUAGUCCGCCGGCCAGCAAUGAGAGAUGGCGUUCAGUACUUUUACAUCAGCGUGCACAACUACUCAAACAACUGGCAGAGUUGGAUAAACUUCUGGAAUCAGUACCUCCAGAUGACAGCAAUGAUGGGCAGUCUCCACACACAGCUACUGAGUGUGGACAAAAUAAGACCAGUAAUGAAGGGCAGGCUCAUCUGUCUGCAGGAAAGUCAAAGUCACAAUCACGUCUUUCAGCGGACUGUCCAUCACCUGUAUCUUGUAGUGAAGAAUGGGAGAACUGUGAUACACCAGAGGACCAGAUGUCAACAGCAGAAUCAGUGAAAAAAGAAAAUUCCUCAGCCGAGUCAGGGGACAGUGAUCCUGAUUACUUUCCUCACAGUGAUAGUGACUUCUCUGAUUUCCUGUCUGACCAUGACUUGGCCUCUUCAGAUGAAUCCAGUCACAGCAGUCCCUCGACCCCCACCUGCGAAAGGCCUUCUCUCCCAAGGAAAAGGAGGGCUAAAUUGGGAAGUUCUUUGCUUAAGGCCAAAAGUGUCGGUCCUCCAAAGCAGACAUGUGCAACUAAUCAGAAGAAGUCUUCUAAAACUGUAGUGUUGCCAUGUUCAAAUUCUAAAGCACACCGUGUUUAUGACAAGAGGAAUUAUUGUGUGUUUUGUUCUAAGCCAGUAUCCAAAAUGGCACGACAUCUUGAGAGGAUUCACAGUGACAAAACAGAGGUUGCAGCUGCAUUUCAGUAUCCCAAAAAUUCCAGAGAAAGACAAAAGAUAUGGAACAGAUUAACAAAUGAAGGAAACUUUGCUCAUAAUAAGACUGUCUUAAAAACAGGAAAAGGCCAACUUGCUGUCCGAAAAAGACCAAUGCACACUAGACAAGCCAAAGACUUUCUUCAUUGUCUUUACUGUAGAGGCCUUUUUGUGAAGAAAGCUUUGCACAGACACAUGAGGUUGUGCCCAGAGAAAGUGAGGAAUGACAAUGAGUCACAGAUCGGAAGAAAGCGCAUCGCAUUGCGUUGUGUGCUUGAAACUUCAGAAGACCUCGGCAUAACUGAUGGAUUUAAGGGCAUUCUGUCCCAGAUGACAUACGAUGAUGUGACACAAGCUGUCAUGGAUGACAAAGUGAUCUUGCAGUUUGGUGAGCUCUUGUUCAAUCAGCACGGAUCUGAUGUGAAGAAGCAUGAUUAUAUAAGACAGAACCUUCGUCAGAUAGCAAGGCUUUUGCUUGAAGCUCAAAAAAUAACCCCUCUGAAGAAACUGGAGGACUUCUUUGUCCCUUCAAGCUUCCCACAUGUCGUGGCUGCGGUGAACGUCCUGGCAGGCUACGAUGCAGAAAACAAAACGUACAGCAUACCUUCCCUUGCCAUCAAGCUUGGCUAUCACCUACAGAAGACAUGUAGCAUUGUUGAGGGUAACGCAGUGAAGUGUGGUGAUGCAACUUUGGCAGAGUCUGCACGAAACUUCCUCUCUGUGUACCAGAAAAAAUGGAACAAGCUCAUUUCUGCAGGCGCAUUAACAACACUCAGAGAAACAAAAUUAAACACAGAAAAGAAGGUGCCCUUUGCUCAAGAUGUAAAGCGCCUGAACUUCCACAUGGAGAAUGUUCAUCUUCUUGCUGAGAGAAAACUCAGAGAGAGUCCCUCUGCAGAAAACUAUGCUGCUCUGGCCAAGGUAGUACUCGCUCGAACAAUAAUUUUCAACAGGAGAAGAGCCACAGAGGUAUCAUCGGUGCAGCUAACAGCUUUUAUGUCACGGAAAAAGUCAAACUUGGACACUGGCAUGGACAUAUCUGUGUCAAAUUUGGAAAGAACCAUGUGUAGGUUCUUCACUAGAGUUGACAUACGAGGGAAGUGUGGGAGGAUGGUCCCUGUUUUACUAAAACCAUCGUUCAUGUCUGCUAUGGAGCUUUUUGUAAAAGUUCGCGAGACGUGUGGAGUCCCCAGCGAGAAUCCCUUUCUGUUUGGCCGACCAAAUGCACUGUCUGCCUACAAUGGCUCAGAGUGCAUCCAGAAAUAUGUCAAAGAAUGUGGAGCUAAAGACCCAGAAGCGCUGAAAUCACCAAAGAUCAGGAAGCAUUACGCAACAAUGCUGCAGCUAAUAAACCUGGAUGACAAUGAGGCAGACCAAAUUUUAGGCCCUAAUAAUCAAGUCCGAAACCUGCGACAGGACAGUGGCAUGCAGCUGGAUGACGUCGAAAUGGACCCUGAUGAGCGAUUAGAGCCUGCAAGAGGACCAGAAGUUGCAUCAUGGGAUCACAAUGACCAUUCCAGCGCACACUACAGACCAGCAGAGCUUUAUCAUGAACAAGCUCACGGAGCCACAACGGGCGCCGACAGGACUGUACCUCCAGCAUCUGUCAACUCAGGCAAAAAAGGCGCCCAAAAUAAGGGUAAACAGAAAUGGGAGGAAGCAGAGGUUCUUGCUGUUGAAAGACACAUGAUGGGGUUAAUUCAAGGACACAAGGUCCCUCAGAAACACGACUGUAUUCAGUGUCUUGAGGCUGAGCCAGAAGCACUGAAGACCCGUUCAUGGAAAGGUAUAAAGGACUACGUCAGAAACAGGAUCACUGCCCUAAAAAGACAAAGCGGAACAUCUCAAGCUAAGUCCACAAACAGUAACUGGCCUGGGCAAGCAGAACCACAGAAUUGCCCACUUUAUUGGACAAAUUGAGAGUGAAGAGGCCGACAGAAACGGGGAGAGAGAAGUAGGAAUGACAUGCAACAAAGGUUGCUGGCUGGAAUCAAACCGGCGACGUUGUGAUCAUGUGUCAUGUGUACAGUAACCAUUCAGCAAUUAAGGUGCUUCAGAACCACAGCAGAGAAUCCUGAAGUUUUUCAUCAGUUAUAAAUGUAAUAUUUUGUUGAAUGCAAAAUCUGUUUUGUGCAACUGUUUCCUCCAUUUUCCUGUCCUUAACCACCCUCUGUUCCUCCUUGUCUCUCUUUCGUUCACUCUCCAUGGCCGUUUCUUUUGCAACAUUGUGUUUCCAACCAUUAAUAUGGCUAGGAAUAGAUUGAGAUUUGAUCAUUUUUAUGGUGGUGCAGGUCUCACUCAUUACUGUUGUUUUAUACAGUAUAUUUUUCACUGUUCCGUUGUUCAUUUGGACAGAGACAGCUCAUGUAUACAGACAAAUUAUGUCUUACACAGAUUUAGCUGAUGGCUAAUAAAGUUUGGAGCUGUAAGUUAACUUGUGACCAAGAUAUCUGGCAUACUGUAUUGUUAUUCUGUUUGCUGUAUUCAUGUACACUAUUUUGUUUGUCUUUGUACAACAAUUUACCACCAAUAAAGUGCCAGGAAUAACAUUCUAGUAAUGACCAAAAAGAUGCAUUACCUGUAUUCCACUAAUGGGCUUGCAUGAUCGUGCAGUGAUUUGUGCACCCUAUCAGGCCUUUCCUCUUGUAUAUAUGUACUGUAUAUAUCAAUGACAAGCGUAAAGGUAAUGCUUAGAAGCAGCUGUAGCAGCAGCAAAGUCACAUGUUCAAAAAUUGACUAAUGUUAAAGUACAGAAGUAUAAGCAACACACAGUAUGAAAGGUAGGCAGCAGAAUUUCCCGUCUUUAUUACAUUACCUUAUUCAGUAUUUUGACAUUAUGAUUACUAAUAACAUGUAUGCAGCAUUUUAAUCUGGCACUGUAGCCCGUCAAAGUGAAGUGAAUCUCUACUACUGUUUAUGUUUAAAG
Messenger RNA from Chelmon rostratus (copperband butterflyfish), 4448 nucleotides. RefSeq lists its product as uncharacterized. The record is from RefSeq and is a predicted model, not a curated record. Lineage: Eukaryota; Metazoa; Chordata; Actinopteri; Chaetodontiformes; Chaetodontidae. The transcript has 11 exons. The coding region runs from base 113 to 3442 and encodes 1109 amino acids.